AUGGUCAAGGCUAAAAUAAAGUCCCAUAAAAAGGAUGAGCAGAUUCUGAAAACGGGUGGUAUUCGGUUUUCAAAGGAUAAGGGCCAACAUAUCCUGAAAAAUCCACUCAUAAUCAACACAAUGAUCGAAAAAGCCGGAGUGAAAAACACGGAUAGUGUUUUGGAAAUCGGUGCUGGCACAGGAAAUUUGACGGUGAAACUGUUGGAGAAAGCGAAAAAAGUGUUCGCCUUUGAGAUCGAUCCAAGAAUGAUCGGUGAACUACAGAAGCGUGUCCAGUCCACUUCUAAUCGUUCAAAACUGGAAAUUCUUGUGGGUGACGCCAUCAAAGCCUCAAAUUGGCCCAAAUUUGAUCUCUGUGUGGCCAACCUACCUUAUCAGAUUUCUUCACCAUUCAUCCAACGAUUGAUCCAACUGGGCAAAGGAUAUCGCGCCGCAGUCGUGAUGGUUCAGAAGGAAUUUGCUGACCGCUUGGUUGCUCAGCCUGGUGACAAAGUUUACUGUCGUCUAUCCGCUGCUGUCCAGUUUCAUUGCAAAGUUGCUUUACUAAUGAAAAUAAGCAAGAACAGUUUCCGGCCUCCACCCAAAGUGGAUUCAGCGGUCGUCCGUAUAGAACCACGACAUCCUCUCCCUCCAGUCACAUACUCCGAAUGGGAUGGACUGUUACGACUCUUGUUUGCCCGUAAAAACAAAACCGUGGCCGCAAAUUUCUCCGGUAAAUCAGUGGCCAGUCUUUUGCGCAAAUAUUACCUGGAUCAUUGUCGUGCCCAAAAUCAAACACCCAGUCCAACGAACAUAGAGAAUGAUUCGAGCGGGGUCAAUGCAAUGGAAGAAAAAAUACAGUCCAUUUUACAUUCUUCCGAAUUUGAUAAAAAGAGAGCACGAACAAUGGACGAGGAUGAUAUGUUGCGCUUACUUCUUGCUUUUCGACGCGAGGGUAUUCGUUUCGGAUAA
Echinostoma caproni is the source of this 951-nucleotide messenger RNA. The record is from the annotation of a GenBank genome assembly. Lineage: Eukaryota; Metazoa; Platyhelminthes; Trematoda; Plagiorchiida; Echinostomatidae.